GUUCAAAACGCUCGCCCUAGAGGCCCUGGCGCGAUGUGCUUCCCCAAAGCAGAGAUGCUGGUUAACUACUCCUUUGGAACAUGUCAACAUAGGAAGAUCUUUCCUCACUUCUAUCCCCCAAACUUGUUGGGAAACAAGUUUCUCCCUAUUAGGGGAGUGCCCCACAGAGGGCCUGGAUGUUAUAUAGCAGAAGAAAAUAAAGACUUGGCAUACAACCUCGAUAAGAUCCCAACCAGUAUAAAAGGAUAUGGUUUUGGAGCCAGAACAGCUGUGAGGUUUAAGCCAAAGAACAAGGAUGUGACACCUUACCCAGGCAUGUACCAGACAGUCAAUCUUCAGGAGCAAACACACAAACCAAAUUUUGCUCCAUUUAAUACCUUGUCACCUCGCUUUCGGACAUACUCAAAGGACCCUUGUUAUCCUGGCCCUGGCACAUAUAAACUAGAGAAAAAGGCACCCCAGAAAGUCACCUGGCCAAUGAGAUUUGGAUCUCCAGACUGGGCUCAGGUUCCAUGUCUACAGAAAAGAACCCUGAAAACUGAGCUGUCCACAGACAAGGACUUUAGAAAGCAUCGGAACCGUUUGGCCUACCUAAGCUUGUACUACAACUGAAAAGCUGUGACUACCUUCACAUGCUCCUCCUGACCACAGACUCUCCAGGACUGAGGACAGAGCUGCUCUUGUCCUUCUGCAUUGCUCUGACCCUCCCGUCUGCCAGCAUGGGGUGCAGGGAGGGGCAAAGGGCUCAUAAUUACUAUAUGACAGCAUAAAGACUCAUUGUACA
Molecule: messenger RNA, 784 nt
Organism: Capra hircus (goat)
Lineage: Eukaryota; Metazoa; Chordata; Mammalia; Artiodactyla; Bovidae
Product: protein pitchfork
Exons: 6
Coding region: 34-612 (192 amino acids)
Biological process (GO): regulation of cell projection organization
Cellular component (GO): ciliary basal body
Molecular function (GO): cytoskeletal protein binding
Source: RefSeq, a predicted model, not a curated record